AUGCACGACGAGUACAGCCUCGUUGGGAGUGUGGAUGGGUUGGCUCUCUCUCUCGCCCUCAUUCUGCUGCACCCUAUCCUCUACCUCCCCCCGUCCAAUGGCGGCCACCCAACUUGGCAAGUCCAAACUCGUGCGGCAGACGUCAAGAUUUAUCACCGCCCUGUGGCACUUGCCCAAGCACCUGUAAACCACGAUAUACGUGCAAAUCUGCUACUGCAGAACGUGAACAGUCAACACAUGGACUUCACGGUAUCCCAGAACACCGCGCCAACGCUCACCACAGCGCGAUUCGGCGCGAGAGUGACCGUCACCGACCACAAUCCAGCGCCAAGAUCACUCAACAUCGCCGGUCGCGUGGCCAAAUGGUACGGCGUCUGA
Molecule: messenger RNA, 378 nt
Organism: Apiotrichum porosum
Lineage: Eukaryota; Fungi; Basidiomycota; Tremellomycetes; Trichosporonales; Trichosporonaceae
Exons: 3
Coding region: 1-378 (125 amino acids)
Source: RefSeq, a predicted model, not a curated record